This is a messenger RNA of Ostreococcus tauri, 294 nucleotides long. Its product is annotated as Thioredoxin, conserved site. The record is from RefSeq and is a predicted model, not a curated record. Bases 1 to 294 code for a protein of 97 amino acids. The transcript has a single exon. Lineage: Eukaryota; Viridiplantae; Chlorophyta; Mamiellophyceae; Mamiellales; Bathycoccaceae.
AUGGGCGCGCGCGAGAAAAAGUGCGUGGUGCGGUUCACCGCGACGUGGUGCGCGCCGUGCGCGCGGUUCGCGCCGAAGUUUACGGCGUUGGCGAGAGAAUUCGAUGACGUGGCGUUCGCCACCGUGGACGUGGACGCGUGCGCGGAGGACGCGCUGGAGGCGUUUCACAUUGAAACGGUGCCGACGUGCGUCUUGGUGCGAGAUGGAAGAGAGGUGUGUCGAGUCGUGGGCGUGGCGCAUCAUCGGCCGGCGCGGGCGAUCGCGAGAGCGAUCAAAGAGCAUUUACUAGUCUAG